AUGACACAACGCGCCAAUCAGGCUAAAAUCGACUAUGCUAAAAAGAAACUUAAAGCAACACCAGAAUAUCAGAAUGCAGAUGAGGAAACACAAAGAAAGAUGAUUGAGGAGUCAAAAAACGCCAUUAUAUUAAAUCUGAAAGCAAAUAAUAAACAUUGGACUCAACUGCAGCCUGAUCCUCAAGAAGUUAUUGAUUGGGACUUCCUCCCUAUACGUAAAACUUCUAUCCCUUCUACAGAUCCUGACAAUUCUGAGCAUGAAGUUUAUGAAGACGAUAGUAAUGAGGAUGAUAAUGCCUCAGAAGAAGAGUGUACUGAUGAAGAUGAGAAUAUGGAAGAUGAACCUAUUGAUGAAGAAGCUGCAUCUCAAUCUAUCAAUAAGGUUCAAGAACAACUUCAUAAUGAUUUCGAUGGUAUUGCUUUCAAGUUUAUUCGUUUAUAUUGGUAUAAUGCCUUUCUAACACUUAAUGAUAAAAUAAAGAAUGAAAUCCCAAAGAAUAAUCAUAUAGAAUCCUCACCAGCUGAAUUCUUUACUACAGCUGAGCUUGGUGCUAUAAUGAAUAUUCUCUCAUGGAAGCAUGAUGCUACUCUUCCUGGUGGUGAUAUAUGGUGGAAUAAUUUCCCUGAAAUAAAGGAGAGAGUCUUUAGCGGUAAAGGUAAUGCUGAAAAUGCAAAGAAAGCCUAUGAAUUAAUAUUUAUGCCUUGGGAACAAAAUGACCUAAUACCAGAACUAGCUGAUACAUUAGAAGAGUCAGACAGUAUUCUUAUAGUUAAAUAA
Molecule: messenger RNA, 777 nt
Organism: Verruconis gallopava
Lineage: Eukaryota; Fungi; Ascomycota; Dothideomycetes; Venturiales; Sympoventuriaceae
Exons: 3
Coding region: 1-777 (258 amino acids)
Source: RefSeq, a predicted model, not a curated record